Messenger RNA from Ostrea edulis (European flat oyster), 5506 nucleotides. RefSeq lists its product as uncharacterized. The coding region runs from base 125 to 3901 and encodes 1258 amino acids. The record is from RefSeq and is a predicted model, not a curated record. NCBI's taxonomy places the organism in Eukaryota, Metazoa, Mollusca, Bivalvia, Ostreida, Ostreidae. Gene Ontology annotation, molecular function: DNA binding. Gene Ontology annotation, biological process: DNA integration; DNA recombination. The transcript is spliced from 15 exons.
UUGUUUAUUUGAAACUCAUUACUUUUAUUAAUACUGUUCAAUCUGUUGUUUAUGAAUUUGUUGUCAGUCAGUUACAAUGUUUGUUCAAAGAUUUUGGGCCUAAUGUCUUUGCCAAGUUUGGUCCAUGAAAUUGGCGGUGUGCCGGGGUCCUAUGAUACCACGAAAUCAGAGAUUCUCAAAGAUGGAAACAAGAAAACGGAAAACGAUGAAAGACACACCCACAUUGGGUGUUCAUGAUGUUGUGCUUUGUCCGAUUAUAAUGGGGUCUUGGACAACACUGUGGUGGCCAGGAUUUAUUAGUAAAAAGGAAAGUGCUAAAGUUGAAGUAUCGUUUUGGGAUGAGGAUUCUGUCAUUUCAUUAGAUAUUGAUAGGCUAAAAGCUUUUGAUAAGGCUUCACCAGUUGUUGCACAGAGUCUAAAAAAACUUACUAAAAGACCAGAACUGGAGAAAUAUAAAAGAGACCUUGAAAUUGCUGAUAGAUCAAAGAGCAUUAAUUUGUCUACAGGGAAUCCAGCGAAACAAGAAAAACUAGGCCCUAAGGAAGAUGUACCAGGACUUAGUGAGGAUAUGGUGUCUGAACUCAGAAAUACAGGUAUUGUUUCGGGGGCAGAAAUUCCUUAUAUCAAAGGAAUAAUGGUCUCUGGACUGGAGAAAAGAUGUGUGAAUGAAGUGAAGUCAUUUGCUUUUGAACAUGGUGUCAAAUUUCAUCAUCUUUUCAACGACUCUGUAAGCCAUGUCAUUGUUAGGUCAAGUGGACGUGUUUGUGAUAGAACAAUGAAGUAUUUCUUUGGAUUAGCAAAUCAUUGCUGGAUACUUGAUUAUAGUUGGAUAAAACAAAGUAUUCAGAAAGGGUUUUUUCUGCCAGAAGGUGAUUUUGAGAUAAUUGGCGACAACACCAUCGGCAUCAACUAUGGGCCAAAACUGUCCAGAGAAAUGCAGAAUCCAAUCCUAAAAAAUCAUCAGAUAUAUGUUGAUGUAAAGAAAUGCGAAACAGUGGACCCAGCAUGCCUGAAGUAUCUUGUGGAAGCAUGUGGAGGCCUUUUGAUAUCAUCUGCAAAAGAAUUCCAGAAUAAUGCAAUGAGGAAAGUAAUUUUGACUUGUUUUUCCGAUGAUGAUGUCAGUAAGGAGGAUUCAAAGAAAUUUAAAGAUUUGCAUUUUGAGACUGGAGUUCAGACAGUAAGUCGGGAGUGGCUGUUCGAUUCUCUAUCAUCUUCUCAUGCCAAAUCUUUGUGUAACUAUCUGAUAUAUGAAAAAGACAGUGAUAGUGAAAAAGACAGUGAUAGUGAAGAAGAGGAGACAUCAUCAGAGGAAGAUGAUGAUAGAAAGGAUUCAGGCUAUGAUAUUUUAAAAUUAGAUAAUCAUUCAUUUGAUGAUGAUGACAGUGAUGGAUCUUAUGAUUUUGAUGACAGUGACAAGUCUGUUGAUUUUGAUGACAGUGAUGAAUCUGAUGAUUUUGAUGACAGUGAUGAAUCUGAUGAUUUUGAUGACAGUGAUGAUUUUGAUGACAGUGAUGAAUCUUAUGAUUUUGAUGACAGUGAUGAAUCUUAUGAUUUUGAUGACAGUGAUGAAUCUGAUGAGGAAGAUGGUAGUGAUAGGAAUGAUUCAGAAGAUAAAAUUCUAGAAUCGGAUGAUUCAACUGUAUCGGAAAUCAUUCCAAUUAUUUCUCAAGGAAAUAACGAAUCAAAGCUCAGUGGCAUGUCUCAUGAUUCUGAAGUCAGACUUCAAGUUCCAAAACAAAAUGCAGUCAAAGUGCAAGAAUCAAACAACAAGGAAGACGGUAGAGUGUGGGAUAAAGUCCAUUUUUGUCUGUAUUGUCAAAAAAGUUUCACAAAUAUUACUAAACAUUAUCUAGGCCCACAUAAGGAGGAAGUAGAGGUUCAGAGAAUCCUUGCCAUGAAGUUACAGACUGAGGAAAGAAAAUUAGCACUACUUAAACUCAGAAACACUGGUGACUAUACCCACAACAUGGAAGUGUUGCAGAGUGGCACAGGGAUACUUAUAACUUGGUCACGCAGAGAUGAAGCAUUGUCUGCUCAAAGUUACCUGCCAUGUGAGGACUGUCUUGCCUUUUUUGUUGAUAAAAAUUUAUGGAGACAUAGAAAAGUUUGCCCUCUGAGGAAAAGCAACUCAACAUCUAAUAAAAAAUUGAAGUCUCGUGCAUCUCUUCUUCUACCAAGUUCUGUUGAUAUUGGCAGAGGAUUGAAGGAUAAUGUUAUAGGCCACAUGCAGUGCGAUGAAGUUACAAUAGCUGCCAGGAAUGACCCCAUGAUCAUUCGGAUAGGUGAAAAACUAUACCAAAAACAUGGACAUUUACCUCAUCUCUAUGUCCAUAUCAGUCAGAAAAUGAGAGAAUUAGGGAGAUUCCUUGUUACAGUCAGAAAGAUAGACUCGGAGACAAAUAAUAUGUCAGAACUCCUCAUUCCCAGGAAAUUUCCUGUUGCAAUUAAAGCCACUCGUGCCCUUUGUGGCUACAAGGAAAAUGAAAACAAGUACAGUAACCCUUCCUUGGCAUUGAAAUUAGGCCAUCUGCUUAAAAAAUGCUGCACUGUAAAGAAAGCUAUUUCCUUAGUUUCUGGGGAUAGAUCAGCUGUACAAGAUGCCCAUGAUUUUCAUUCUUUGUGUGAAAGUGAAUGGAAUGAAGACAUAUCGAAUGCAGCAUUGGAAACGCUGAGCACUAAGAAAAAAGAGAAAGGAAACAUUUUACCUUUGACAGAAGACAUCAAGAAACUUCAGAGCUUCUUGAAAGGAAAAUUGACUAGUUUAGUUAAAGAACUAGAAAAACAGUUUGCAAAAUCAAAAUGGGAUGAACUCAAUCAAGUGACACUGGCAAGUGUCGUACUAUUUAACAGAAGAAGAGGUGGGGAAACGGAGAGAAUCACGGUGAAAUGUUAUUUAGAUUCUAAAUCCAAAUGCUCUUUACGAGAUUCACUGAAAGAUAUUGAGGAAUCUCUAUCACCAGUGGAAAAAAUGAUGUGCUCCAUGUUCCAGCGGAUAGAGAUAAGAGGCAAAAGAGGCCGAACAGUUCCAGUUCUUCUUCCUCCAAAUAUAGUGGAAAACAUUGAAUUCUUGCUGAAGUUAAGAAAUGAUGCAGGGGUACACAAGGAGAAUGAAUACCUCUUUCCAAGAUCAACAUUCGAUUCAAAAAAUCCAGUACGAAGUGCAGAUUGCUUAAGAAAAUUUUCAAAAGAAGCUGAUCUUGCUUUUCCAGAAAAUAUAACAAGCACCAAAUUAAGGAAACAUGUUGCAACAAUUUCACAGAUUCUGAAUCUUACCAAGUCUGAUUUAGAAAAUAUGGCAAAUUUUCUUGGGCAUGACAUUGAAGUACAUCGGUCGUUCUAUCGUCUUCCACAAGAGACUCUCCAGAUAGCAAGAAUGGGCAGGCUGCUUACUGCAUUUGAUAAUGGAACAAUAGGACAGUACAGUGGGAAGCGACUUGAGGAAAUUGCUGUGUUUGAAGAUUUAGAAUCUGAUGGUGAGAAAGAAGAUGAUGAAACACAGUCUCGGAAUGGUGGAACACAGUCUCGAACACAGUCUCGGAAUGGUGGAACACAGUCUCGGAAUGGUAGAACACCGUCUCGGAAUGGUGGAACACAGUCUCUUGAAGAUACUAGUGUUACAGUAAGUGCUGACAAGGGACAUCGAGGAGGCAAAUUUUCUUGCAAACAGAAGAAUGAUAAGAGAGAAAAGGUCUACCUUUCUCAGCAGGAGAAAUCGUUACUUAGACAAUUUUUCACGACAAACAUAGUGCAAAAAAAAGAAUUGAAGAAGACCGACUGUGAAAAGUUUAUUGAAAAGAACCCAAAUCUGCAAAGACUAGGAUGGAGGAAAAUUAAAAACACGAUUCAUAAUUGGAUAACCGAAGAAAAAAAGAAGAUCGAAAGUUUGUUGAAAAAAAAGUAGAUUUUCUGUUUUCAUCAACAUGAUCGAUUUCUGGACAUGAUGGUCAAAUGUUGACUAAGCCACUCAAAUGACUUAAUUACAAUUUACAGUUUUUAUACACCUAUCUUUAGACAUAUUAUGGUACAGCAAUAUCUGUCCGUCUGUUAGUGGUUUUCUGUUUCUAAUUUCAUUUCUUUGUCAUGUAUCAAGCUGAAACUUGCUAUGUAGCUUCGUUGUAGAUCAUUCUAUAUCGUACUGCAAUUUUGAUCCAUUUUGACUUCUCGUGCAUUUUUACCUCUCCCCAGGGGGCAGGGCAAAAACUUCCCAAAAUUGACCAAUUUUUAAAAAUCUUCUUCUCUACAACUGCACAUGUGUAAGAAAAACUAAAUGCCUAGUGAUGUAGAGCAGGAAAGCCUCCACCAAAAUUGUAAAUUUCAUGAUCCCCAGGGUAGGAGUUUUGACCUGUGAGUGGGGCCAAACUUACUAUAUAGUGUUUAUGUGUAAAACACUUAGAUAACAUCUUCUUUAGUGUUAUUGAUACUAAAUUGAAACGAAAUGGAUAUUUAGAAAGAGGAGGUAGUCCUUUACCAAAAUUGUAAAUUUGAUGAUCUCCGGGAUAGGGGUUCUGACCCCAGGGUGGGACCAAACUUAGUAUACAGUAUUUAUCUGUAAGUUUGCUGAUGCUGUAUAAAAUCUAAAUGCAUACUUAGGAAUAGCAGAAAAGGAUGUACAAAAAAUGGUAAUUUUACACAUCUUGUUUUAUACUGUUGCUGAACAUUAGAAUUUAGCUUAGAUAUUCAGAACAGGAAUUUUUUUUUUCUAGAUUCCACAGCCCUUGGGAGUAGUGAUACUUUUUUUCUAGUAUUCAGGUGACCUAUAAGGCCUGUAGGCCUCUUGUUGAAAAAAUUACAGGAUAUUGAACUUAAUCACCUUCAAGGAAUUAUUGCAUAGAGAGUACAUGAUUUGUCUUUUAUUUUUCCUUCUACAGUUAAGUUUUUAAGUGAGGACCUUAUUUUACAGAGUAUUUGUAUGGGUAUGGAAGAUGUGCAUGUGGCAAGGAUUUUGAUUUUCUUCUUAGUGGAAAUAUGUGGUUUUCUUAUGUUAAUACUUCCUUCAGUUUAUCUGUUUUGUAAAAACAUAGUAACUUGUAUUUUUUUUAGGUCACCUGAGUCACUCAGGUGAUCUAUUGCUAUUGGUCUGUGUCCGUCGUGUAAAUCACUUAAAUAACAUCUUCUUUAGUGCUAUUGAUAUUAAAUUGAAAUUAAGUGGAUAAUUAGAAAGAGCAGAAACUGUUUGAUGAAGCCAGGGGUAGGGGUUUUGGUAUCAGGAUGGGCACAAAAUGGUCAGUUAUUAAAUGUGUGAACAAUGAUUAUUAUUUUUUUUUAUUUCUUCUUGAUAACUACUAUUUCAAUUCUUUUCAAAUUUGGUAUGAAGCAUCUUUGGGACAAGGGGGACAUAAACUGUAAAUUUCGGGAUUGGGUUCUACCAAAAUUGUAAAUUUCAUGACCCCCCUGGUUAGGGGUUCUGAACCCAGGACAGGGUCAAACUUACUAUAUAUACUACUGUUGUGUAAGUCCCACUAUGAUGUAUUCUGUUAAUUUUACAAAUAAAAUUCUGUGUGUAGUA